UCUAUUAUUUUGUGAUUGUGCAGAUAAAUUGGUGUUACGCCAUUUUGGUAAAAUUAAAAAUUCAAUUUCUUGUAAUAUUGGUCAAACCGGAAAAUCAAAAUGUCAGAAAAAGAUGAUGUUCAAGUUCAAGAUGAACAAAAAGAAACCUUUGCCUUCCAGGCUGAAAUUGCUCAGUUGAUGAGUUUGAUCAUUAACACAUUCUACAGCAACAAGGAAAUUUUUCUCAGAGAAUUGAUUUCCAACUCUUCUGAUGCUUUGGACAAAAUCCGGUAUGAAAGUUUGACAGAUCCAUCGAAACUGGAUUCUGGUAAAGAAUUGAAAAUUGAAAUUAUCCCAAACAAGGAAGAGGGAACAUUGACUCUCAUCGACACUGGUAUUGGAAUGACCAAAGCCGAUUUGGUGAACAAUCUUGGUACUAUUGCGAAAUCUGGAACCAAAAAUUUCAUGGAAGCCCUACAGGCUGGUGCUGAUAUUUCCAUGAUUGGUCAAUUUGGUGUUGGUUUCUACUCUGCUUUCCUCGUUGCUGAUAAUGUUAGAGUCAUUACCAAAAAUAACGACGAUGAACAGUAUGCAUGGGAAUCCUCUGCAGGUGGUUCAUUCGUUGUCUAUCAAGACUCUGGCGAAGAGAUGGGCAGAGGUACAAAGAUUAUUUUGACCUUGAAAGAGGAUCAAAAGGAAUAUUUAGAGACAAAAACCAUCAAGGACACAGUGAAGAAGCACAGUCAGUUCAUCGGAUACCCAAUCUCCCUUUACGUUGAAAAAGAACGUGAAAAAGAGGUUAGUGAUGAUGAGGAAGAGGAGGAAGAAUCCAAGGAAGAAAAGAAAGAAGAGGAAGGAGAUGAAGAUAAACCUAAGAUCGAAGAUAUCGAUGAUGACGACGAAGACUCUAAAGCUGAUAAAGACAAAAAGAAGAAGAAAAAAAUAAAGGAAAAAUACAUUGACAAAGAAGAGCUAAACAAAACUAAACCACUGUGGACGAGAAACCCAGAUGAUAUAUCGCAGGAAGAGUAUGGUGAAUUCUACAAAACCCUAACAAACGACUGGGAAGAUCAUCUCGCUGUGAAGCACUUUUCUGUAGAAGGGCAGUUGGAAUUCAGAGCUCUUCUCUUUGUUCCGAAGCGAGCACCAUUUGAUCUUUUUGAAAACAAGAAAAUGAAAAACAAUAUUAAGUUGUAUGUGAGAAGAGUCUUCAUUAUGGACAACUGCGAGGAGCUCAUUCCAGAAUAUUUGAACUUUGUGAAGGGUGUUGUUGAUAGCGAAGAUCUGCCUUUGAACAUUUCUCGUGAAACACUCCAGCAAAGUAAGAUCCUCAAAGUCAUUCGUAAAAAUCUUGUCAAGAAGUGCAUGGAGCUCAUCUCUGAACUGGUUGAAGACAAAGAACAGUACCAGAAAUUCUACGAACAGUUCUCGAAGAACAUGAAGCUCGGCAUACAUGAAGAUUCGCAACACAGAAAAAAGAUUGCUGAUUUCCUCCGCUACCAUUCUUCAACAUCGGGUGAUGAAAUGACUUCUUUGAAGGACUACACCACUCGUAUGAAGGAGAAUCAAAAAGACAUUUACUAUAUUACCGGCGAAUCCAGAGACCAAGUUUCGAACUCUGCGUUCGUUGAAAGGGUUCGCAAGCGGGGUUUCGAGGUUUUGUACAUGGUGGAGCCAAUCGAUGAAUACUGUGUGCAGCAACUCAAGGAAUAUGAUGGCAAGACCUUGGUAUCAGUUACAAAAGAAGGUCUUCAGCUUCCCGAGGAUGAUGAAGAGAAGAAGAAAUUUGAAGAAUCCAAAGCUAAAUUUGAAAACCUCUGCAAAGUCGUCAAAGAAAUCCUUGACAAAAAAGUCGAGAAGGUUGUAGUCUCCAACAGAUUGGUUCAGUCUCCUUGCUGUAUUGUUACAUCACAGUAUGGUUGGUCUGCCAAUAUGGAAAGGAUCAUGAAGGCCCAAGCUUUGAGAGAUUCUUCAACAAUGGGCUACAUGGCAGCCAAGAAGCACCUCGAAAUCAAUCCAGAUCACCCUAUCAUGGAAACCUUGAGAGAAAAAGCAGAAGCUGAUAAAAACGACAAGUCUGUGAAGGAUCUUGUAAUGCUGUUGUAUGAAACUUCUCUUCUUGCAUCUGGAUUCUCUCUUGAAGAUCCAUCUCUUCAUGCCUCUCGCAUUCAUCGAAUGAUUAAGCUCGGAUUGGGUAUUGAUGAAGAUGAUGUCCCAGAAUCGCAGGAAAAGGCUGAUGAUGAAGACAUGCCACCCUUGGAGGGUGAUGGUGACGAAGAAAACUCCAGAAUGGAAGAAGUUGAUUAAGGUCGUUUAAGGAAAGAUUUAAGGUCCUGCGUCAAUGGUUCCUGUCAAGGAAAUCCAAUCUGAGUUGAGAUGAUAUUCUAGCCCUUCUACCCAUGCAAAAUUCAUUCUUUUCUACGUUAUUAUUCAGUUGUAUCUAAUGACAAUUUUGUGUGUAUUUGUUGUAAUUGUAAUGAUUUGAUAUCGGCGUUACCAUAUCUUGUGCAAACCAUCAAUAAAAGCUCCCAUUUUCUUAUUGCUA
Molecule: messenger RNA, 2524 nt
Organism: Styela clava
Lineage: Eukaryota; Metazoa; Chordata; Ascidiacea; Stolidobranchia; Styelidae
Source: RefSeq, a predicted model, not a curated record